This is a messenger RNA of Punctularia strigosozonata HHB-11173 SS5, 1197 nucleotides long. RefSeq names its product SET domain-containing protein. The coding region runs from base 1 to 1197 and encodes 398 amino acids. Gene Ontology annotation, cellular component: nucleus. The record is from RefSeq and is a predicted model, not a curated record. The transcript is spliced from 3 exons. Gene Ontology annotation, molecular function: protein-lysine N-methyltransferase activity. Gene Ontology annotation, biological process: peptidyl-lysine monomethylation. NCBI's taxonomy places the organism in Eukaryota, Fungi, Basidiomycota, Agaricomycetes, Corticiales, Punctulariaceae.
AUGGCCGACCAGUUCGGUCUGUCUGUGAUCGCAGCUGAAGACAUCCCAGCAGACGAAUCGGUCGUCAGUGCACCCUUCUCGCUCGCGGUCACGCAUGAAGUCGCGAAAAACGCUCUCGAAGAUAUAUCACGGGCGUACAACUCUCACCUGGCCUCGGAUAACCUCAAGAGGGCUCUUGCAGGACUAUCAGAGAGGCAGAUUAUCUGUAUAUAUAUCUGCCUGCACUGGAAUGAAGAGCUGCGUGCUCAGACCACGAUUCUGGGACAUCAGAGUUACCUGGACACCUUGCCUGAGCCGUCGCAGUUGACCACUCCGCUACACUUUACCGAGGACGAGUUGGCUGCGUUCAAAGGCACCAACCUCUAUGGCGCGACUCUUGAUCGUGAGCGCCAGUGGAAAACGGAGUGGGUGGGAUGCAAGGAAGUCGUCUCCCUCUUGAAUCCGAAAUGGACGGAUGAGUUCACUUGGACCCGAUAUCUUACCGCAUCCACCUAUCUCUCUUCGCGCGCCUUUCCGUCCACGUUGCUUUCUCCAAAUCCGACUCUCCAAUCAUCGCCGUCUUCGUAUCCCGUCCUGCUCCCUGGAAUUGACGCAUUGAACCACGCACGAGGCGCACCAGUCUCAUGGGUUAUCAAAUCGCGUUCGGCGCAGAGCCAGGUCAACGCCGCGCCCGACACGGGCUCCUCCGACCUGAGCAUAUCGCUCGUCCUGCAUUCUGCCACACCCAAGGGCCACGAGCUAUUCAACAACUACGGACCGAAACCGAACUCGGAGCUCAUCCUUGGCUACGGCUUCUCCCUUCCCUCCAACCCGGAUGACACCAUCGUCCUCAAGAUCGCCGGCAGUGGCUUCAGUACUCCCGCUGACGGAGGCGCUCCCGCUUCUUCAGGCGAACUCGGCAAGUGGGAAGUAGGGAGGGGGGGUAGAGGGGCAGAUGCCGUCUGGAAACAGGUGCUCAGCAUCGUCAGUCGCGUCCGCCCUGAUGAGACAGGAUCGGCCGCGACGAGUGAGACCGGACGUGGCGACGACGCUAGAAGCUACGAGGACGAGCUUGAAGCGGCUGAGAUCCUCCACGACAUGGUCCAGUCCUUGAUCGAUCGUUUGCCUGGGCAGGUCCCGACGGGGACCCAGUUACGCCCUGCGGUCGAGAAGAUGCUUCAUCACUAUCUUGAAGGUACGCACUUCACACCUCCGUGA